This is a messenger RNA of Dioscorea cayenensis subsp. rotundata (Guinea yam), 909 nucleotides long. RefSeq names its product protein SRC2-like. The transcript has a single exon. NCBI's taxonomy places the organism in Eukaryota, Viridiplantae, Streptophyta, Magnoliopsida, Dioscoreales, Dioscoreaceae. The record is from RefSeq and is a predicted model, not a curated record. Gene Ontology annotation, biological process: defense response. The coding region runs from base 21 to 839 and encodes 272 amino acids.
CUCCUUCUCCAACCUCUCCAAUGGCGUUCGCAUCCAUCGAGAUCACCCUGAUCUCGGCUCGCGACCUCAAGGACGUCAACAUCUUCUCCCGCCUCGAAGUCUACGCCAUCGCUUGGCUCUCCUCCGACCCUCGCACUCGCCAUCGCACCGCUCCCGACCGCGAAUCCCGCAGGAACCCUAACUGGAACACCACCUUCCGAUUCGCCGUCCCUUCAAUCCCUUCCGCGACCUCCGCCACCCUCCACGUCCUCCUCCGCACCCGUCGCUCUCUCGGAGAUCGCGAUGUCGGCGAGGUCCACGUUCCUCUUUCCGAGCUCCUCUCCUCCCCGGCCGGAGACUCCUCCAGCUCCCUCAGCUAUCAGGUACGCCGUCCUUCCUCUCGCCGCCCUAAGGGUGUCCUCCAUCUCUCCUACAAGCUCUCAGAUCCCAUGCCCAAUCCUAACCCUAACCCUAACCCUAAUUCCAAAUCCAAUGAAAACGGCACUGUCUACCCAACCCCACCGGCGGCCAAGCCUGUGGAGCCGGUGACGGCCUACCCGGCGUCGGCGUAUCCACCUCCGUCCUACGGCGGCUACCCGGCCUACCCUGCGCCACCCUAUGGUUACCCACCCCAGGCUGGGGCGCCAGGGUAUGGGUAUCCGCCGGCUGGGUAUGGCUACACCCCUCCUCCGCCGGCGGCGGGAAGGGGAAUGGGUGGUGGUGGUGGGCUAGGUCUAGGGCUUGGCGCUGGGCUCAUCGGCGGAACCCUUGGCGGGCUCUUGAUGGGGGAUCUCAUCUCCGACUCCGCCGCGUACGAUGCCGGCUACGACGCCGGCUUCGACGAUGGCUUCGAUUUCUAGCUUUGCAUGUAUUUCAUUUUUUUAAUUAUUUAAUUAUAUACAUAUAUAAAAAUAUAAUAUAAAUAUAUGA